AAAUGUGUUAUCGAAACGUGUAUACAUGAUGAUGAUAGAAAAAAAUGAUAGCUUUAAUUUUAUUAGAAAGUACAAACUGAGUUUGUGAAUGUGAAAGUUAUAUAUAUACAUUUAUGUGUUGUGUACGUGUUGUUUUAUGUUACGUAAAUACAUAUAGUGAAUGAUUGCAUUUUUUAUACUAGUUUAAUUAUACACACCCUAUAUAAUAGAUAUAAAUAUAUUUAUUAUAUGAAAUAGUUAAAUAUAAUAACAGAAUGCAUUCCGCUAUCCCGUACCGUCGAUCCGUCGGUUAUAAUGCACGUGCGUUUAUUUUCACACAUAAAUAGAUUACGCCCAGCUGCACCAUGACGUCAUCAAAAGAAAGUGGUGACGUCAUUGAAGUCCAAACCGACGAUAAGCAGAACCGGAAAGAUGUGCCGAAAGAUUUGUCUGAACUCCCACCGAGUGGCACAUCCCUGCAUAAGAGAAGAAGGGGUGAACCGCCAGCUACUCUAUCUGUGAAACCUUCAACCGCUUCAGAUGGGGAGGUUUCAUCCCCAUGCACCGCUGGUCUGUCGUAUGAUUACCGAGGAUUUCCUGAUGGUGAACCUCCGGAUCCUGAAGCAUUAUGUGAAGGGAUGCUCCAAAGAUUAAAGGAUCAUGACGAUCCAGCGUCAAUAAGGGCUAAAGAACUUGCUUCUCAGACCAAAGACACUCUUGAAGCUGUAGAUCAAUUGGAGAAGUUACUAGAACUGCUAAACCAGUUUGUUACCUUAAAAGAACAUAACUCUCGUCUACUCAAAAGACUACGAGACGUGAACUAUUUAAAGAACCUCCACAAUGCUCAUAAGAGAAUAGACCUAGAGAAUGAGAGAUUGAGAGUAGAAGGAAGGGAGUUGGAUCUAAUAAAUGAGGCGUUAGAUUCAGAGAUGGAGUGUGAGUACGGUCAGGCAAUAUUUGACUCGCUAAUGGCAAGUGGCAGGAGCAUGAAGAGAACAGGGUCGAAGUGGAAAGGUCACUCGAGGUUUGGGAGCACGCUGCUGAGGAAACAGCGGUCGAGGUCGACCGGUGGUGAGGACAGCGACGUGCCCCCAGGAACCCCGUUGAGAAGACGUUCAGAUGGAUUAUUUUCUAAGGAGGUGGAGAAAUCGAAAGUUUCUAAGUGGACAAAAGUGAAAGCUGCAUUUAGGUGGGAGAAAGCACAAUGGCCAACUUCUGCCAUGGGAGGCGCAGCAGGUGCUGUGGCUGCCGGUGCUAUGAUCGGGGUAGUAGCUUUAGCUGGAUCCACUCCAUCAUCAGCUACGCUCCCCAACCCUGAUACCCGGGACUCCGCCAGCCUUACCCCUGGCAGCGCCUUAUCUCUUACACCUAAUUCUUCAUGUGAAGAGUUGAGGAUGGACUCAGGGAUGUCUCGCAAGAGUGGAAUAUUGAGAUGUGACGAGAAUGAUAACACAUUCUUGCAUGCACCUGUGCAGGAUGACAGUUCCACCUCACCAUCUCCCAACAAACUCCACAAGAGUCCAUGGGACAAGAUGCGUGACAUCAUCCAAACACAUCGGGAUUCUGUCAAGAAGAAGUCGAGGGGAUCCAAGAGUUCUCCCGACGUGGUCCCCAUCAGGAGAAGGUCGUUCAGUGAUGGCGGAGACAGCGAUGCUCCACCUGCUCUGACUCUCACCAUACCAUCUUCUGAAGAACUUGAAUCUGAACCUUCUCAUCCAGUGCUCCGGAAGCAGAGAUCACUGGAGCUGGGCGCCCGUCCCCCGCAGCACAGGACUCCUCGCGCAUCCAAGUGGACCAAAGUGAAGAGAGCGUUUCUAACAUCAGCGUCUGCAUCCGUCCCGUCAAGUCCGAGUCGCCAUUCAGCAUUUUUCACUGACGCUGAAACUGAAGGUCUAAGCAGUGGAUGUGAAGCGAGUGGAGUUCGAGAGGAAAUCGCCAGAGAUUACGCAGCCCUGCAGUCUCGUUUGAGAAGAGAAUUCUCUGAUCGACGAGGGAAACUCACAUCACGACCUGUGGCGACCGAGGAACAAUUGUCAGCAGAUUUUAGAAAGAAACUAGCAGAAUGGCAACUUAUGAAAGGAGUGAAGCAACCGCCCCCAGUACCGGCCAGACAAGAUCUGAGCGAAGAUUUCUUGAAAAAAUGGGAUGAAUGGAAACGAAUGAAAGAAACGAAUUCUGUACCAGCUUGGGAAGAUCAAGCAAAACCAGAUGAAGUAUUAGUUCAAACCUCUACAGGUCUCUUCAAAUUUCAAGGCAUAUCCCGUUCUUUCACACGCAAACUCCACGAAUGGGAAAAGUCCCGUGGGAUAGCUCCUGAAGCUUCCACGUCUGCCCUUCUCAGAGCUGCUCGUGCUCGAACCAAAAUUCCUCCAACAACCCUCACACGUACGCAAUCUGAUGGCAGUGUUGCCCCAUCAGCUGGUGGCUCUGGACGUCUUCACGCAUCAAGUUUGAGUGUCAAUGAUGCUGAUGAUUUCGAAUCGGAGUAUGAGGGAGAACAAUCUGUCGACGGUAUAGAUGAGUGUGAAGAAGAACACACGCGAGGAGCGGUAUUAGUUGAAGUUGAAGCUGAGGAGGUCUGUACAGCAGCACCAUUGAUGGCUGUUUCCCCACGUCACACUCCUCAAAAACCAGUUUACACAUAUGGUCAGGCUGAAGCAAGACUUCUGUGUGAAACUAGUUCAGCUGUAACUGGCACAGCUGUGUUACAACCUAAUGGUGCUGUAGUUGCACUUUCAGAUUCCCGUGGCAUUAAACAAAAAAAACAAGCGGCCGCUAAUAAUAAAUCAGUACGGGAACAGUUUAAGGUAAAUGAAACUGAGAGGAAUUCUAAUCCAAGAAGAAAGGUUUCUCGACAACCUAGCAUAGAAGAAGAUGCCAUGUUUAUAAGAAAGACGAUAGAAGAGAUAGAAAGAGGAAGUUCCUCACGUUUUAAAGAUGACAAAGAAAUAAUAACUGAAACCGAUGUUAAUAUUUGUGAAUUGGAUGAUGUUGAUAAAGAGGCACCAUCAACUAGUAAAGGACUUGGUCAGAAAAAUUCGAAAUCUAGUUCAAUAAUAAAAGAAAAAGAUCGAGAGUAUAUAGAUAUGAAAGAAGAAAGCAAACGAAAAGAAAUCGAUAAAAGUAAUGGUAAAAAGAAAAGUAAAUCGAGAUCAAGAUUAGAAAGAGAACAAUCGAAGCCUUCCGAGAGUGAUACAGAGCAAGAUGUAGAUACUGUUACAGUUGAGAUUCCAAGACGUAGAAAAAGGCCAAGACGUGCAUCAGAAAGACCAAGAACUCCACCAACAGCACAUUUCCACUCGGAUUCUGAAGGAGAGGUAUAUGUUCUUAAAUUAAAAGCUCCUGAACUGCGAGAAGGCUCACCUGAAGUAAUAGUUAAAACAACACGAAAAAUAUUUUCACCUGUCGUAAGAAGUGGCGAAUCAAUACCAAGAGCUGUUAUACCUUUAAACGUUGAAGAUUUGGCUGAAGUAAGAUCUCCAAGAGAUCAUCGUAUAAAUUAUAAGAAUGCAGACAAUGUAAAACGAACAGAAGAAAGACAAGGAAAACCAAGGUAUGAAAUUGAUGCAAAUACUAAAAACUCUGGAGAUCUUCAAGAUGAGGAACAGCGAACAAGAUCAAGACCACCGUUACCAUUAUCACCAUCUUCACAACGAAAACCACAACCAAAAGAGACUGCACCAUCUAUUCGAAUUAUGAUUCAACGGUAUAAUAAGAAAAUUAAUGAAGAAGGUCAUACAUCUGGGCCCAGUAGUGGUGCAUCUUCACCAGCUUGGCGGUCUCCAGCUGCAGAAAGGCGACGCCCUCUCGAUAUGCCUGUUGGGGUUAAUAUAAGGAAUAACCCGUUUCUUGAAAGGGAAGUCCAGAAGUCCGCCAGUGCAUGCCAGCUCUCCAGACGCGACCAAACGUCUGCUGAAAAACGCCUUGUACCAACACCUUCGCAGUCUCUUGAUGGGGUUUUAAAAUCACAAAGUGCAAAUGCUCUUCACCCAGAACAAUUACCAGUUGAAUCUCCUUGUGCAUUGGAACAAAAGAAAGUGGAUAGUGAAGAAACACUAAGAUGUAGAGCAAGUACAGACACAAUAGUCCCGGAUAUAACAAAAAACCUACCCGAAUUUCAAAGUAACCCAAACAACGGCAGUCAACCUGCUCCUGUUAUUAGACAAAUGUCUGAAGUAAUAGUACCAAGUCUAACAAAACUAAUAUCAGAGAAUCCUUAUUUAUAUGAGAGAUCUAUAUCUACUGUAGAAACUACGUCCUCGGCUGAAGCUGAUGUAGCUACAAUGAGGUUAUCGGAAAGAGCAGCUAGGAUUAGAGCAGCAAGGGAAAGAUUUUUAUCAUCACCCGGACCAAUCAGGAGAGAAGGGACUAGCUCUACCAGUGAUUUAAGACCUGGAGAUAGGUCCAGCCGCAUCAGUUGCGAGAGUGACGUCACUGAGUCACAGAGUCAUGGCAAUCAAGAGUCAGUCUUAGGCCGGAGCGCGUCCACCGGAAUGGUGAAUGUUGACCGAGAAGCGUGGCAGCGAGUUGCUGAAGGUCGCCCCGAGAGUCGUUCCAGAUCUCGGUUCAGCCUGGCGCGGCUGGCUGCCAAGCUGCGACGCAAAGACGAAGGAGCAGUUUCCCGUCUCUGCCGACAGAGUCUACUUGUUCAGUUGCGAAACAAACAAUAA
Molecule: messenger RNA, 4649 nt
Organism: Achroia grisella
Lineage: Eukaryota; Metazoa; Arthropoda; Insecta; Lepidoptera; Pyralidae
Exons: 17
Coding region: 345-4649 (1434 amino acids)
Source: RefSeq, a predicted model, not a curated record